Conger conger (European conger) is the source of this 7975-nucleotide messenger RNA. RefSeq names its product proline rich 14 (gene prr14). The record is from RefSeq and is a predicted model, not a curated record. The transcript has 10 exons. Bases 1037 to 5653 code for a protein of 1538 amino acids. NCBI's taxonomy places the organism in Eukaryota, Metazoa, Chordata, Actinopteri, Anguilliformes, Congridae.
GAAAAAAAAAAUAGUAAAAAUUGGGCGCCGUCUGUAUGCGUUGUACGUCAAUGUUUACGUGUAUAAAAGUAUCGUUAAUGUCAUCUGCAUGUGUACUCGAGGCAACUGAAUAUGCAUGUUUCAAUUUCAGUAGUAAAGAUUAUUGACCUGAAAGAAGUAAGGGUUUUUCCUCAUCCUUAACGUUAUUUAUAGCUAGAGAAUAUAUAGCUAACGUUACCUAGUCUACGUACCAACGAUAACGUUAAUAAUGGAAGGCUUGAUUUUCCCCUUUAUGUAGGCUAGCCUAACAUUAGCUAGCUAUGAUGCUGUAACGUUACCUAUCUAAUAUUGGUGCAUAGCGACGUUUGUUUUCAAAACAAUUAACGUUAGCUCUAGCCAAAUUAACUAGCCUAGCCACGCAUAAACAGGCGGUGGAGAUCCGGCUGAAUCUUGCAGGAAACUACGGACUAUUUAUAAUGCAUUAGCCUGUUAUCCAGCGCAUUACGGUUUUUAUUUUUUUAUAGUUAUUGGCUGCUUUUAAAAAUUUGAUCACUUUUGCUUUUCAUAAUUUAGCUAGCGAAUUAUUUUACAUUAUUUAAGUAACUUUAGCUAGUGUGUGUUCGUGGUGUUUGCCUUCACGUUAGCUUGGUGUAGUUGGUGUAACAUUAUGCUCGAAGUGCUUUUUGUUAAGUACCAGCUAGCUUAGAUAGCGACGAACCUAAACAAACCUAGCACCAUCUAACUUCAAUUGGCUGCCUGCUGAGCGUGGGUUCUUAAUAGAAAAUGAAGUGAACUUUUAUAAAUUAACAACGGAAGUAUUGGCCUGUUCUUAUUAACGGACCAACUUGAAACUGACAAAAAUUGGUUUGCCAAUCACUUUGGGGAAGACGAAUCAAAGAGAUUCAUUUGGGGAGAUAUGGUUAAUGUUACAGCAUAGCUUGUACAGCAAGUAUGGAAUGAAGUAUCGUUGAAAGAGAUGAGGAAAAUACGUUGGGAAGCACUGUGAAGACAAUUUCAGAAGUAGAAACCACGUAGGGGAGUGGUGGAGAGAUUGGGGAUGAUAUCUUCCCCUCCAAACUUGCACCCCCAAAUUGUUUUCCCAAUGGAAGGAGAUGCUGAGGUUCCCCCUGUCCCUGUGUGCCUCUGCUCUCAGAGAAAACCUCAGCCUUGCUCCCAGUCCCUGUCUUCUGUCACAUGCAGGUGCACAUGUGAUGGUAGGGGAGGAAAAGAUAGGAAGCGGAGGAGUGGACGCAUGCAGGUCACCAAAGAGCGAGAGAAAAGACAGAAUGGAGAGAGUGUUCAAAUGAAGAGCAGACAGACCUCUUCUCCUGCAGAGAGGGAGCUAGGCGGUAGAACAGAAGGAUGUUCCCGAGUGGAAACUGGAAGUGAAAUGACAAAGCACAAAACCAGAGGGGCUCAUACGGGUGAAGGGACGCUCACCCCUCCCACACUCUACAUGCAGGAACGCAGUACUAGAAAGCUGGGACCUGACCUACAGCCCAGCCAAUCCGCAAUGGAAACAGGGCCUGACCUCCCACCCAGCCAAUCAGCAAUGGAAAUGGGGCCUGGCCUACAGUCCAGCCAAUCAGCAAUGGAAACCAGGCCUGACCUACCACCCAGCCAAUCAGCAAUGGAAACAGGGCCUGACCUACAGCCCAGCCAAUCAGCAAUGGAAACCAGGCCUGACCUACCACCCAGCCAAUCAGCAAUGGAAACAGGGCCUGACCUACAGCUCAGCCAAUCAGUAAUUGAAAGCCCACCUCCCAUGAAGAGAUGGGUGAUUGGUCCGUUUUUUCAGUCAUUCAAGUCGAAGAUGGCCAGCUUUACAGAAAUCGUAAUGAGUCCAGUUCGACUUUUCAUACCCAGUUGCCCCUCGGCACCCUCAGAUACACUCUUGGACCUCCAGAAUCGUUGCCCAGACAGUGUCUGCAACAGCCAUAAUGGGCAUUUCUCUGAAGAAAAAACAGGAGAAAGCCUGAACAUCCAGAGACAUUUGGAACCAAAAAGUAAAAAUGAAGACUGCACUGAUUCUGGUUUGCCUCAGGCUGAGGGACAGAUCUAUGGAGGGGAAGUGGGGAAAAAGUCAGGGGAUCUUCAUCAGCCUCAGACUUCUUCAACACAAGCAAACAGCUCCAGUACAGAGAAAGUGCAGCUUGCCUCUGUUCGGAGGCUCCACUUUGACACCGAAACAAAAGCUGGAGACCGUUUUGAAGAGGAAGAAAGUUUUCAUGCAGAGAAACAAAAUUCCAAUGUGACCCCACACACACACAGCCAGCGGGAUUGUGACAUGUUUCCUAGCAGCAGGGAGGAGAGACUGAGGGAACCUCCUUGCUUUGGGCAAAGUAGUCAACUUGCCAGAACCGAAUUCCCCCUGGAUUUUGACCCAGCUGGUUCCCUGACCAGAUCAGACUCCUGUCGCCCAGAAUCCCCCAGAACCAGCCGUAGGUCCAGCAUGCACUUAAGUACUUCCAAAGAAUAUCGCUCAGGUAAAGGGGCACACUUGCAACGGCCAUGCCCAAAAAGCAUCACUCCAAGUAAUAUUUAUCCUAAUCGUGCACUCAAACGAUCGCCUUCAUCUGAUCUGUUCACUCACACUUCCCCUAAAAAAGCUCCACUUUCCUCCGAUGAAGCUUUAGGAUUUUGUGAGGAAAAGUGUUCCUUCGGAGAUGAACCACCUGGUCUUGAGGCAAACGCCAGUGGGUGCUCAAGUACUUUAAGUGCGUCCUUUUACUUCACACCUCCUGUAUCCUUAGAAGCUAAGCCGGGAGCUCAACCAUUGGCGGCAGGUGAAGAUGGCUCAUCUUUAACUACCUGCAGGGGUACAGCAGAACAUGAAAUGCACAGGUCUCUGGAUGAAUGUGAUUCAUUACCAAACAAGACCCCAUUCACCACUACAGGCUCCCCUGGUCGAGAUUCAGUUCCGGUCCUGGCAGAUAAUCUGGUAGGAGCUCGGGAGGUGGGUGGAGAACCUGGAAAACAAAAUCCUGUGCUGAUCCCGUCCCUACAAGCCAGGCCCCCAAUGAGGGCUUCACUGCAGGGAGGAGGAGGAAUGAUGUCCUCAGAGGAAACUCAGGGGGAACCACAGACUUGCCCAGAAAAAAACUGCGAGAUGCAUGAAAUUGUAAAAGUCAAGAGAGGUGGUAAAAGGGGGAAAGGGUUGAAUAAGAAAAGAAACAAUGUUAUGAAAGAAAAGAAUGAGUUACUGAUGGUAACGGAUGGAGAAGCCAGGGAAGAGGUAAGAUCAGAUCAGAACAGUAGGAUUAGGAUGGUCUUAGAUGCUGACCUCCAUAGGUCCCUUCGUUCCAGGCGAGUACUUGGAAGGAACAGUCAAGAUACUUGUUUGAUGGAAGCAAAUGGAAGCCGGAGAAAGAAUCUAAAAGUAGAAAGUCCGUCCAUCACAGAGGUUGCUCCAACAAUGAGAGGGAAAUGCCCAGAUUCUAUGAUGGGAUCAUCUGUGGGAUUUAAAGAUUGUAGCACUGGUAAUAGCAGCACAGAGGACAGUAUGACUGCAAGUAGAGCCGUAAGUCAAGGUAAAAAUGUCAACAGUAGAAAAUUAAGAAGUUGCAUGCUUGCCUUAGAGGAUAUUAGACAUUCUCCAAAUGACUUAAGCUAUGACUCUGCAAGGAUAACCACUGGGACUAGAAGCAAAGAGGAGGAUAACACUGGAAUCAAGAAAUUGGACACUCUGCUUGAGGAUCCACGACCCAAGUGCCCACGGAGGGAAUGUCAAUGUUGCAGGCAUAGGGAAGUUACGCCGGGAAUAGACAAAAAUCCUAUGCUGAAUUGGAAGUGUCUGGCUAUACAGGAGAGGAAUAGAACUACUGUGCCGUCUGAAGUGCCCAGAGAGAGUCAAGAAAGCCAUGGUAGUGAGCCUUGGAGCCAGAACAAACUUGUGAGGCUAAGACACAGGCUAAAAAAUUAUGCUGACACAGAAAAGGGGGUCAGAAGAGAAGAGCGUCAGCUUCUCAAAGGGACUUGUGAAAAGGAGAUUGAGUUGAAAAGAGAAACAACACAGUUCGGCGAUGAGAGCAGUUCUUGGGAUCUGGAGCCCAAAGAGGAAGUGAUAACGGGGGGAACCAGUAUUCAGGCAGGAGGAAACUCACCAGUACAUGGCAGAUCCCAGGAUCAGCCCGGAAUGCCCACACUGAUGCGGAUGGACAGGAAGGGAGUGGGCAGCAGAGAGAAGGGCAAGGAAGGAACUACAGGAAAGGUAUCCUCUUUAUCCCCGACAACAAAUGCCAAACACACGCUUCCUGAAGCCAAUGAUGACUUGAAGCCUGGCAAGGUGCACAGGCUAAUCAAAAAGGUGCCACAGGAGAGAAGGGGGAAAAAGUUGAAGCAAAGGGAUAGGAUGCGAACGCCAGAAGGAACUCCAAAAAGGAAAAGCAGACCUUGCUUGAGAGCCACAUGUGAAAAGGAAGACUUUCCCAACAAAGGUGAGCAGUCGAAGGACACCGGCUCUUUUGAAAAGCCAGGUUGCGACUCCCUGCACACCGGCUUACAGCGAAGCUCCUCCUGUCCAGAGAUCCCCUCCCUCUGUCAUGACGGCCACUGGACCAGCCCCCUGCUCCUUUCAGCCCCACACCGCCAGCAUCACCGCUCGCCUCUCCAUCAUCGCCUUCCCAUUCCUCUGCCUCCCUCCUCAGCCAAACGCGCUCGCAGACACACUGUCUGCAGUCUGGAAGUGGAGCGAGAGAUCGCCCCCCUGUGUUUGCGUAAGGAGGUGCACCCCACUGGGUGGGGACGGCAGUACUACAACCCCAUCUUCUCUGCGUCCUCCGCAUCCUUCAUCUCCCUGGCCUCCCGCUUUCUGUCAAGUCCCCUGGCUUUCCUCUCCAGGAAGUCAGAGGAAAGCAGUUUGCGCAGCAUCACCAGCAGUAGCAGCGCUUGUAGUUGUGAUGUCACAGUCUCCUCCAGUGAUGCCGCCACCCCCUCCACUUCCUCCCCGGCUUCCUCCCUGGUCUGUCACCUGGUCCCUGGCUCCACUUCCUAUUCCCUCCCCAGAUCCAGCCAAUCCCCCGCCUCCAUUUCUUCAGUUUGCAGCGUAUUCCCACAGGUUGCAUCAGCUGGUGGGACCGAGGCCAAGCGGCAGGCAGAGGGGACCUGCUUCACACCAGAGCGUGAAGCCAUCGAGCCACUGGAUGAAAAGUCCUUCUCAGACACUGAAAUUAAGGUUGGGAGGGCGAAACAAGGUGAGCGUGGAAAGGUUUCACGCAUCAAAAUUCGCAAAACCCCGCCAAAACCACCCACCAACCUCACGCCGAUGGGUCUCCCCCGUCCCAUCAGGCUGAAGAAGAAGGAGUUCAGCCUGGAGGAAAUUUACACCAACAAGAACUUUCAUAAGCCAGCAGAAGGGCGGCUUGAAACUAUAUUUGAAGUUCCAACCAGCAGUUGUGAUGGAUCUCUGUCCCUGUUUGGCUCCCGGCGUUUGAAACGAUUGGUGAAGUUCCCCGAGCUGGGUGUGGCCAGGAAACCAAGGAAACUGUUGUCGGGGUUGGGGAAAGGAGGCUCCCGGAAGGCAGGGGACAGCUUGAUCGUUGGCAGGACUCGGCGUGGGCGAGGCCCGAGAGCUAAAGAAGGCCCUUCUCAUACUGCGGAGGACCUCCAUUCACUGCUGUGUUCCAAACUCGACCAAUUAGAUGCCUGGGUGGCUUUUGACCAGGCGGCUCUAUGAGCCUGAGAACCAAUCAGAAUCCUUGAAUCCUAAAAAGCCCGGUCUCUGGGUUAACGCUACUCUUGGCACUGAGCAAACGGGGGCUUUAAGCACUUUGGAUCUUGAUGACCAGGCCUGAAUGUUUCUGCGUGCCUGUAAUUUGAAAGCAGUCAUGCAUGAAGAAUUUAUAUUUCCAUUAUGGAUGUAGCAUAUAUUGUAGACCGAUUGUAUAUUCCAAAAAGUGUGCAGCUUUGAUUUUAUUUUUUUUAUAUUGCCUUUUAUCAGUGAUUUUGUGUGCACCAGGAUUGUUUCCUGCAUUUAAUUUAAAAAAGCAGGAUUUUUUACUGUAUGUAAUUUAUCAUAAGCACUGCUGGAUGAACCUGGUCUGAUCCUCCCAUUCCUCCCAUUCACUUAAGGCUGAUUUAUGCUUUGGCGACGAAGUGUCUACAGACUGAACUGUGUCCAUUUAUAGUUCAGCAACUGUGCAUUUUUACUAUGGCAACCAGCUUCUUCAGGAAUUUGUCCAUUUUGCUAGCUAACUAUCAAAAUAAAACGUCUUCAUUCAUAAAAAUGAAUGAAGACGUAGCCUAGUAAACUAGUAUUAAGUACGAAAACCUGUUGUCUUCAUUUCAGUCAACUUAUCACGGCUGUGCAACACUUCUGACAGUCGUCUGUGACCUUACAAAUAUCUACAGGUACAGGACAGCCAGCGUCAACGCUCAAAAGCCAAAGCAAACUAAUUUGCUUUUUUUUUGUCUGCGGACACAUCCCAGACACUUCGAAGCAUAAAUCAGCCUUUAGUCUAGUCCUAGUUCAGCACUGGACCAUUCAGCACGGCUUAGCGGUAACAUGCUAACCGGUAUUCCGCAUAGCUCAGCACUAACAUACUAACCGCCUUUCAGCCCGCCUGCCUCUAACCGCCUUUCAGCCCGCCUGCCUCUAACCACCUUUCAGCCCGCCUGCCUCUAACCGCCAUUCAGCCCGCCUGCCUCUAACCGCCAUUCAGCCCGCCUGCCUCUAACCGCCAUUCAGCCCGCCUGCCUCUAACCGACAUUCAGCCCGCCUGCCUCUAACCGCCAUUCAGCCCGCCUGCCUCUAACCGCCAUUCAGCCCGCCUGCCUCUAACCGCCAUUCAGCCCGCCUGCCUCUAACCGACAUUCAGCACGGCUCGCCACUGACGUGCAAACCGCAUUCGGCAUGACUCGUCCUUAACCAAUUUCAUGGUUUUCAAUACAUCACAUGAAUUCAGGAGAAAUGACAAAAAUGACACAUUUGGCCCAGGUCUGGCUGUACUUGGCCAUCUGAGGGAAUGUAUGUAAGCCGGAUGGGAGACCAGUGCUUUGAACCUAGCAGCUUGUUUGAUUGGUGCAGAACUCCUCUUUGAACCUGGCAGCUUAUUUGAUUGGUGCAGAACUCCUCUUUGAACCUGGCAGCUUGUUUGAUUGGUGCGGAACUCCUCUUUUAACCUGGCAGCUUGUUUGAUUGGUGCAGAACUCCUCUUUGAACCUGGCAGCUUGUUUGAUUGGUGCAGAACUGCUGAAGGUUUGCUCUCAGACUGCAGGGACACCAGGGACAACCAGACUGGGGUGAACUGCUCUACAAUGCAGGCACUGGUUGACCUGGUUGUCAAUACCAUUAUUAGUGGGGUUUUGUUAUUUGGUUGUCUGAUUUGAUACAUUAUCACGUUGAAAUAUAGUCUUGGGCCAAAACUGGUCAUUGAGUACAGGGUAUUUUUCACAACUACAAUAAUGAGUAUUUGUAUUCUUUUUUUCUUGUGUAAAAAUCGAUGUAUAUUUCUAUUAUCGUCGAGUUAUAAUAGAACUUAUGACAUGGCACACACGUUAGUCUUAGGCUAAUCCUAAAAAAAUGUAUUCCAUGUGCAUACAGGAGAAAAUAAUUCAGAUGUUUUUCAUUGUAGAUUAAAUGUGACUUUUUGGUUUCUACAUUUUGUUCUAUGACUGCCAUUUAUAAUUUCAUAUGAAGUAGCAAUUUUUAGUUGCAUAUGGCAUACAUGAAUGAUCACCUGGAAUGUUAUAAUGUUUGUCACAAUAUUUCUCGUAAACUGAAAAGUGCUUCAGGUCGUAAGUUGGUAUAUUUCGAUAUUUUAUUGCAAAAUGUUUACAACAUGCCAUACAAUCUUUCAAAGCACAUUAAAACAUGUAAAAAUAAUAAUAAAUAAUGACAAAAUAGAUUUUUUUUUAUCAACCAAUGACAUGGCACACUUUUGAAAAGAUUAUAUAUUUUUUUAAUUCCAUCUUUGUAACUAUUUAAGUGCCACUAUAUAUUCAUCUCCAGUAACUUUUGUGUAUAUGAAAAGUAUCCAUUAAACAGAAUAUUUAUUAA